This is a messenger RNA of Aaosphaeria arxii CBS 175.79, 1290 nucleotides long. RefSeq lists its product as uncharacterized. The transcript has 5 exons. The record is from RefSeq and is a predicted model, not a curated record. Bases 1 to 1290 code for a protein of 429 amino acids. NCBI's taxonomy places the organism in Eukaryota, Fungi, Ascomycota, Dothideomycetes, Pleosporales.
AUGGCCCCCUACAAUUAUUCGGGCGUCCCCCAGUCAGAGGAUAACGACGGAGAUGUCUUAGUCGACAUAUCGACCAAAGACAAGUUAUUUCAUCGAUCAGUAUGCGGAAUCUGUUUAUUCGGCACCGUUGUCUUCAUUGUCGGCGUUAUAAUAGGUGUAACACUGCCUCUGCCACUGCAUCUUUGGGGGGCGCCCGCUUCACAUCAGUCGAUGUCCAUGCCAGACGGAACAUUUGCAACAUGUGGCAGUACUCCAGAGGAAGCCUUGGAAAAGGGUUGCGUUUUCGACUUGAUGAAUUAUGCAUGGACACCUCCAGAAUGUUACUCUGCUCAGUUACUGGACGAUUCACUAGCCCUGUAUUCCAAACCGUGGAGAUGGUAUAGCUCCCAAUCUCGAACCCCGGAUACAGAAGUACCACAAGACCCGCACAUUCUCUCAAAAAUGGAUACUGUCUUUGGCGAACACGCUUACCAUGUUGCACACUGCCUCUACAUGUGGCGUACUCUACAAUGGACUCUUUUCGGCAAUUUGACACAACUACAACAUCAUUAUGCUACAUUUGAGCAUCAAGGCCACUGUAUUGAGCUACUAUCUCGGGAAAAAGAAAAUUCAGCAACACAUGCAGUUAUACACUUAGAAUAUUAUAGUAAGAUCUUCAUGACGUGCAAUUGUAUGGAGAACGCGUACCCGCAUGCAUGGGAGUGUGGUGCGCCUUCUCAUGAAGCCAUCACUUUCGAACAAAAGGUCCAAUAUCUGGAGCAUAAACGAAAACAGCAUAACACUCCCGAGGAAUAUAUUUGGAUUCUCAGUAAUGCAGCUGCAAUUCACGACAAGAUUCUUAAGUGUCCCUUUGGCGACGAUUGCAAGAUCACGAAAGACAAUGAUAAAGACGAAGAUGAAGAUAGCAGGUUCGAUCCUGUUUUUGGGAGUAACACUCUUCGUCGACACAUCGCUGGCCAUGUGAAAGAAAUCGCUUUAUUUGCAUUACAGAAGCUACCUAGCGGCAGCAACAACGUUCUUGAGAUUUCUCACAGCAAUUCACUGUCAAAAACGGAUGCCGUUGCAUUAAUAAAUCCGCAAGAAUCCAUGUGCAGUGUGCUCGACAAUGGGAGGCCAUCCUUCGAAGAUGGAGCUCAAGCGGAGCUAGUGCCUAAAGAUAGUGCAGGACUCGACCUAGAGCAGAACAACGACGAAAACGAAACGGCAAGUCAUGACAUACUGACCAACUACAUUCAAGAGGUUCAGAACCCAAGGCCCAACCAAGCAGGAAGAAAUGAAGCUGGCGGGUAG